CAAGAGGUUUAUACAAGGUAGUUCGAUGUGCCGUAUUCGAUAUUUGCCUAGCCGCCAUAUUGUGUUUGCUGUUUGGGGCGAUGGGAAAUACCAUAUUUGGACCAAAAUACAUAGAGAAUCAGUUCAACGUCCCGACUUGGAAAGCAAAUGUCAUCUUAGGAGUUGAAAAGUUAGGAACAGGUAUAUUUGGAGUGUUUCUUGGAGGGUACCUAACAUCACGUCUGCGCAUGAGCAGACGGCAGUGCCUGAAGAUGGUUAUCAUCCUCAGCUUCCUGACAACGGCGUUAUCUAGCCUUGAGUUUAUUUUUGGUUGUGAAAACCCACCCAUUGGAGGAGUAGGCGGAAUAGCUGUUCCGGCGUCCGUGCAGAGCUGUCAAUGUGAGGGCGUACCAUACGAGGCGGUGUGCGGGUCGGACGGACAGACAUUCAUCACACCCUGUCAUGCUGGCUGUCACAACGUCACCGAAAAUGUAUACAGUGACUGUAGGUUUGUGUCAGGUGACCAGACGGCACGGCCUGGUAUCUGUGACAGCGGAUGUCAGUUUCUCAUUCCGUAUGUCGCCGUUUCCAUGGUUUCAACACUUAUUGCUACGAUGAGCAUCAUGCCAAUAUAUCUUGUGUUCCUCAG
Messenger RNA from Mizuhopecten yessoensis (Yesso scallop), 628 nucleotides. RefSeq names its product solute carrier organic anion transporter family member 2B1-like. The record is from RefSeq and is a predicted model, not a curated record. Lineage: Eukaryota; Metazoa; Mollusca; Bivalvia; Pectinida; Pectinidae. The annotation marks the transcript as partial. Gene Ontology annotation, biological process: sodium-independent organic anion transport; transmembrane transport. Gene Ontology annotation, molecular function: protein binding. The transcript has 4 exons. Gene Ontology annotation, cellular component: membrane.